Molecule: messenger RNA, 792 nt
Organism: Dissoconium aciculare CBS 342.82
Lineage: Eukaryota; Fungi; Ascomycota; Dothideomycetes; Mycosphaerellales; Dissoconiaceae
Exons: 1
Source: RefSeq, a predicted model, not a curated record
CGGCUUCUGCAUGUGGACACGCUCACAUUGGUGGAACCUCAACAUGACAAGGACCUCGAAUACGUUGUUGUGUCGCACACAUGGACCGACGAUGAGCUCACAUAUGCGGACUUUGCAGACAAUCGUCACAACGAGUCAUUUCUUGGUGAAGUAGCAGCAGGACUAGAAAACAAUGGCCGACUCAAGAUUCUGCGACUUUGUCAAUUCGUGCGCUUACGCAUUCCCAGUAUCAAGCAUUUAUGGAUCGACACUGUCUGCAUAAACAGGAAGGACAAUCAAGAGUUGCAGGAAAGUAUCCCUGCCAUGUAUCAUUGGUAUUUAUCAGCAUCCGUUUGCCUUGCCUAUAUGUCCGAUGUCGAGUUUGGUGCAGACGUCUUGAGCAACUCCGGCUAUCCUCUAUGGGAGCAACAAUUCCGAGGGAGCGUGUGGCACACGCGCGGCUGGACAUUGCAGGAGUUGCUCGCACCUAAGCUUGUCCUAUUUCUGGAUGCAUCACAGCAGGUCAUAGGCUACAAGGGCAUGGCAGACAGUGCCCGUGAUCUGAACCUCCCAUUGGAAUUGCGCGAUUGCCUACAUGGGAGAUUGGCCGAUGCAACGGGAAUACCUAUACAUUACUUCGAGGACCCGGUGCAUGUUGAACGAGCCAAUGGUGAGCUCAUCGGACAAUGGAUGAGCCAGAGGCGAACAGCCCUACCGGAGGAUAUGGCAUACUGUCUGCUUGGGCUUUAUGGACUGUCGAUGCCCAUCAAUUAUGGAGAGGGUAUAGAACGAGCGAAAGAACGACUGCGCGAG